Molecule: messenger RNA, 826 nt
Organism: Aspergillus vadensis CBS 113365
Lineage: Eukaryota; Fungi; Ascomycota; Eurotiomycetes; Eurotiales; Aspergillaceae
Product: prefoldin subunit 5
Exons: 4
Coding region: 5-529 (174 amino acids)
Biological process (GO): protein folding; regulation of DNA-templated transcription
Cellular component (GO): cytoplasm; prefoldin complex
Source: RefSeq, a predicted model, not a curated record
CAAAAUGCCACCCCCCAACACCCCCGCAUCGUCCGACUCCCCCCCUCCGGGCUCAGUAAACAUCAACUCCCUCUCCGUGCCCCAACUCCGCGCCCUCCAAACCCGCCUAUCCUCCGAACUCGAACACCUGACGACCUCGCACGCGAAGCUUCGCGCCGCACAACUCAAAUUCAAAGAUUGCGUGCGCUCCAUCAACGAAGGUGUAAUUGGGUCUCAGAAAAAGGGCACCGACGGAAAGGAGGAUAUCCUGGUGCCGUUGACGAGUUCGUUGUAUGUGAAGGGGAAGUUGGCGGAUCGGGAAAAGGUGCUUGUUGAUGUCGGGACGGGGUUUUAUGUUGAGAAGACUGCUGCCAAAGCUAUCGAGUUCUACGAAAAUAAGGUCAAGGAGCUGGAGACGAAUCUUACCGAGUUGGAGAAGAUUGUGCAGACGAAGAGUCAGCAGCAGAGGUUGUUUGAGGAUGCUUUGAGACAGAAGUUGCUGGCUGAGGGUGCUGGGUCUGCUGCUACUGCGUCUGCGGGUGCCGGUUGAGUAGAUCUGGACUUGUAGCAUAGGAGAUUGCGUGGCCUUGGGAUGAAGGUAUAGUCGGAAUGAACUACGACUAGAACUGUUACACCCUAGUAAGGAUGCACUGGAACAGACCUGUCUGAUGUCACCCAGGCCGCGGGUUGCAAGAGACAGGUCCGCUACGAGCACGCCAGCUCCAUUGAAGGAACUCCACUGUCACCUACAAUUCAGAAGGACAUAGACUUGGCUGACAUUCUGGAGGCGGUAAUAUCAAAAACUGGCAAUUUGGAGCUAAGCUAUAUCAAUGCACAACACAAUACC